Messenger RNA from Scomber scombrus (Atlantic mackerel), 4760 nucleotides. It is a transcript of the gene taf2, whose product is annotated as TAF2 RNA polymerase II, TATA box binding protein (TBP)-associated factor. The transcript has 27 exons. Gene Ontology annotation, cellular component: transcription factor TFIID complex. The record is from RefSeq and is a predicted model, not a curated record. Bases 416 to 4090 code for a protein of 1224 amino acids. NCBI's taxonomy places the organism in Eukaryota, Metazoa, Chordata, Actinopteri, Scombriformes, Scombridae. Gene Ontology annotation, biological process: transcription initiation at RNA polymerase II promoter. Gene Ontology annotation, molecular function: chromatin binding; transcription cis-regulatory region binding; RNA polymerase II general transcription initiation factor activity.
GAACGCAUCCCAGCAGCAGUCACAAUGGUCUGAGCAGCCCGAGAGAGAGAGACUGUGUGUGUAUUUUGAUAUUUUGGUGCACGGUGACCGGAGUAAUCAACAUAUGGAUCUAAUUUCUUCUACAACAUACCGACUGUCAGGCAUGGCCGACUUACAUUCACGGAUAAGUCCGCUGUGGUUGCUAUGAAAACACUGCACACCGCAGAUAGAGCCCUCGCUUUUACACGGAGAGGUUAUGCCAGUACUAGUCCUGACAUUACAACGUUUCUUUCUAUGUUCGUGUGUAUAUCACAGGCUCGUUUUAACAUAGUUUGCGGUGUGUUUAGUGUCGUAGCUUGUUAAAUGUAGAGCUAGCAGAACACGGAGCGGAGUUACGGAUGUUGAAACUUCAGCCAGGACACAACAAGAAGCAAAGAUGAACAGGAAGAAGGAUAAAGGAUUUGAGAGCCCUCGCCCCUUUAAAUUGACCCACCAGGUGGUUUGCAUCAACAACAUCAACUUCCAGAGGAAAUCCGUCAUUGGCUAUGUUGAGUUGACCAUUUUCCCAACAGUGGUCAACCUGAACAGGAUCAAGCUAAACAGUAAACAGUGUCGCAUCUACAGGGUCCGAGUCAAUGACCUGGAAGCCCCAUUCAUUUACAAUGACCCGACACUGGAGGUGUGCCACCAUGAGUCCAAGCAGAGGAACCUGAACUACUUCUCCAGUGCCUACACAGCAGCAGUGAGUGCUGUGGACCCUGAUGCAGGACACGGGGAGCUCGUCAUCAAAGUUCCCUCUGAACUGUGGAAACAAGGAGAUGAUUUGAAAGUGUUAAAGGUGUACAUAGAAUUUUCUCUGGACCAGCGAAAAGGGGCUCUCCACUUUGUUGUUCCAGAUAUAGAGGGCAGUAUGGCAGAGAGAGGAGCUCACGUGUUCUCCUUUGGGUACCAGAACUCCACCAGAUUCUGGUUCCCCUGUGUGGACUCCUACUCAGAGUUGUGCACGUGGAAGCUGGAGUUCACCGUGGACGCUUCCAUGGUGGCGGUGUCUUGCGGCGAUCUGGUCGAGACCAUCUACACACACGACAUGAGGAAGAAGACAUACCACUAUGUUCUCCCCAUCCCCACCGCGGCCCCCAACAUCUCCCUGGCUGUGGGGCCCUUCGAAAUCCUCGUAGACCCCUACAUGCAUGAGGUGACCCAUUUCUGCCUGCCACAGCUGCUGCCACUGCUCAAACACUCCAUGUCUUACCUUCAUGAGAUUUUUGAGUUCUACGAGGAGAUCCUCACAUGCCGCUACCCUUAUGCUUGCUUCAAGACCGUGUUUGUGGACGAGGCCUACGUACAAGUGGCCUCCUACGCUUCCAUGAGCAUCUUCAGCACCAACCUGCUCCACAGUGCUAUGAUCAUAGACCAGACCCCACAGACACGCAGCUGUCUAGCCCAGGCUUUGGCUCAGCAGUUCUUUGGUUGUUUCAUCUCCAGGAUGUCAUGGGCCGAUGAGUGGGUGUUGAAGGGAAUCUCGGGCUACAUCUACGGCCUCUACCUGAAAAAGACCUUCGGAGUCAAUGCGUACCGGCACUGGAUCAAAGAGGAGCUGGACAAGAUUGUGGAUUAUGAACUGAAGAUGGGAGGAGUUCUGCUUCACCCAACCUUCAGUGGAGGCAAAGAGAAGGACAAUCCAACUCCCCACCUUCACUUUUCCAUCAAGCACCCUCACACAUUGUCCUGGGAGUACUACAAGAUGUUCCAGUGUAAAGCCCACCUGGUGAUGAGGCUGAUAGAAAACAGGAUCAGCAUGGAGUUCAUGUUGCAGGUGUUCAACAAGCUCCUGAGUCUGGCCAGCACAGCCUCAUCCCAGAAGUACCAGAGUCACAUGUGGAGUCAGAUGCUUCUGUCUACCCACGCCUUCCUCAAAUCCAUCUCCAACGUCUCCGGCAAAGACAUCGGCCCUCUCAUCAAACAAUGGGUAGACCAGAGUUCUGUAGUGAAAUUCUUCGGGAGUUUUGCCUUCAAUAGGAAGAGGAACGUGCUCGAGCUGGAGAUCCGUCAGGACUACACAUCAUCUGGAACUCAAAAAUAUGUGGGUCCCAUCAAGGUGACGGUGCAGGAGCUGGACGGGUCCUUCAACCACACGCUGCAGAUAGAGGAGAACAGCCUCAAACAUGACAUCCCCUGUCACUCAAAGAGCAGGAGAAACAAGAAAAAGAAGAUCCCUCUGAUGAACGGAGAGGAAGUUGACAUGGAUUUAUCAGCUAUGGAUGCUGAUUCUCCUCUCCUCUGGAUCCGAAUUGACCCAGACAUGUCCAUCCUGAGGAAGGUGGAGUUUGAGCAGGCUGAUUUCAUGUGGCAGUACCAGCUGCGCUAUGAGAGGGACGUGGUUGCACAGAUGGAGUCCAUAUCAGCAUUGGAGAAGUUCCCCACUCCUGCCUCCAGACUGGCUCUGACUGACAUCCUAGAGCAAGAACAGUGUUUCUACAGAGUCCGAAUGCAGGCCUGCUUCUGUUUGGCCAAGAUCGCCAACUCCAUGGUGAGCACGUGGCAGGGCCCGCCAGCGAUGAAAUCCCUGUUCACCAGAAUGUUCUGCUGCAAGAGCUGCCCCAACAUCGUCAAGACCAACAACUUCAUCAACUUCCAGAGCUACUUCCUGCAAAAGACAAUGCCGGUUGCCAUGGCGUUACUCCGAGACGUGCAAAACCUCUGUCCCAGAGAUGUCCUCAACUUCAUCCUCGACCUCAUCAAGUACAACGACAACAGAAAAAACAAAUUUUCAGAUAACUACUACCGUGCAGAUCUGAUCGAAGCACUGACCAACUCUCUGACCCCAGCCAUCAGCAUCAGCAAUGAAGUACGGACGGUCGACAACUUGAACGGCGACGUGCGACUCAUCUUAGAGGAGAUCACCCGAUUCCUAAACAUGGAGAAACUGCUGCCCAGCUUCAGAAACACCAUCACUGUCAGCUGUCUGAAAGCGAUUCGUCAGCUUCAGAAGAACGGUCAUAUUCCCAGUGACCCGUCACUCUUCAAGUCCUACGCAGAGUACGGACACUUUGUUGAUGUUCGUGUCGCUGCGCUGAAGGCUCUGGUGGACUACACUAGAGUUGAAAGGAGUUCAGGAGAGCUGCAGUGGCUGCUAGACAUGGUUCACAAUGACCCAGUUCAUUAUGUCAGGCACAAGAUCCUGGGUAUGCUCUGUAAGAAUCCACCUUUCACCAAGAAUACAGAAUCAGCUCUGUGCAACGAAGCUCUGGUCGACCAGCUGUGGAAGCUCAUGAACUCAGGUACUUCCCACGACUGGCGGCUACGCUGCGACGCUGUGAACCUCUACCACACAUUGUUUGGUCUGACCCGUCCUUCAUGCCUGCCCCUGCCCGAACUGGGCCUGGUACUGAACCUGAAGGAGAAGAAAGCUGUCCUAAACCCCACAAUCAAGCCAGACCUGGGGCUCCCUGCCAUCAUGGACACAGCAGCCAGCAUAGGCAUCCAUGGUGUCGGCAUGUGCUACACGACUUCUACAAGUGACUUUUUGUUUGCUCUCUUCCAGGUGGAUGAAGAGCCAGAUCCUAUUUCAUUAGGUGUGUGCGGAGUAGGCCAGCCCCCUCAAGGCCUCAAGAGAAAGGCCGAGACCCCGCUGGGCUCCCCUCCAGAGCCGGGCCAGAUACUGCAGCAACAGGAUGACGACGGAAGUAGAGGCCGCUUCAAGAUCAGGUUCAACACGAUGGAAGAGGAGGAUAUUGAUAUGGAGACAGUUCAUGAUAGUCAGGCCUUCAUUCACCAUCAUCUAAACCUGCUUGAGAGACCCUCUACACCAGGUAAAGAGCCGCCGUCAGUAGAGCAGGCCAUACUCUCCAUGCCCGCCACGCCCGUGCCGUCCUUCUCCAAAGAGACCACCUCCUCCUCGUCGAAGCAUGCGGGCGAGCACGGCCACCACCAUCACCACCACCACCACGAGCACAAGAAGAAGAAGAAGAAGCACAAGCACAAACACAAGCACAAGCACAAACACGAGAGCAAGGACAAAGAGAAGGACAGAGAGAGGGAUAACUCACACGCUUACAGCAACAGCCCGGCCAGCGGCAGGUCCCUGCGCUCGCCGUCGCUGUCCGACUAAACAUCUGGAGGGGACGUUUGCUUUCCCAGCUACUGCGGGUUCAGUCAGGGUUAACUGAAGUAGCAGGCUUGCAUCUCCUGUGAGUCCUGAGGCAGAAAUAGAAAGGAAAAUAUGUUUAGUUUGAAUAUUCUAACUGGACAGAAAGUUAAAGAAAAGGAUGCUGUGUGAGUGUUGUAAUCCUCAGAUAAACAGCAGCACUGAGUCAUCUGCUCCAGAGAGGAAACACGGAAUCCUGAACUGAGGCUUCAGUGUCAUCGAGGCGAACCCUCCAGAAGAGUCCUUGUGUUCAACGGGCCCGGCAGCAGCUCCAGGACCUUUUUAAAUCUGCUUCCAGGCCGUCUGAGGCAUGCAACCACACACACCUCUCUCCAAAAACAGUCAAACACAGCCUCAGCCUCAUCCCCGCAGCUCAAUACCAACAUUCAGUUGAGUGGCUCCUGACAGGAAACAUGAGUGAUUGUGGUGUGGAUUUAAACCAUUCUGUCUGGAUGAGGCCUCUGGUGUCUCUAACAUUCUGUAAAAUGACCUUCCUCUGUUUGCUCACACUUGAAAAUGAAACAGAGGAAUUUCCCCAUACUGUACAAACUCCAACUCAAGUAAUACUAGUAUGUGUUUUUUUCUACUUUUUGUUUCUCCAACUGUCAUCAUUGAUUAAAGAUGCUUUUCUAUU